Messenger RNA from Diabrotica virgifera virgifera (western corn rootworm), 818 nucleotides. Its product is annotated as inosine triphosphate pyrophosphatase. The transcript has a single exon. Gene Ontology annotation, cellular component: cytoplasm. Gene Ontology annotation, molecular function: nucleoside triphosphate diphosphatase activity. Lineage: Eukaryota; Metazoa; Arthropoda; Insecta; Coleoptera; Chrysomelidae. Gene Ontology annotation, biological process: nucleoside triphosphate catabolic process. The record is from RefSeq and is a predicted model, not a curated record. Bases 168 to 746 code for a protein of 192 amino acids.
UUCAAGAAAGAAGAAUAAGAAGAUGUGUAAGAGUGCGGCAUAACCUCACUUUUAGAUAUUUAAAUUUUUAAAUUUUGGUUAAUAGAUUUUCAUUAUUUGUAUAAAGUACUUUAGUUUGUUUUAUUUCAUUAGUUAUAUUAGUUAAUAUUCUGUUCCAUAUCAAUACAAUGUCGAAAGCUAUCACAUUUGUAACUGGCAAUUCAAAAAAGUUGGAAGAGGUUAUUCAAAUUUUAGGAUCAGAUUUUCCAAGGAAAUUAGUUAGUAAAAAGUUAGACUUACCUGAGUUACAAGGUGACAUUAAUGAGAUAUCUAUUCUUAAAGCUAAAGAAGCUUACAGACAAAUAUCAGGACCUGUAAUUGUUGAAGAUACAGCUUUGUGUUUUAAUGCCCUGAAAGGCUUACCAGGUCCUUAUGUAAAAUGGUUUUUGGAAAAGUUGGGUCCUGAAGGUCUUCACCAAAUGCUGUUUGGAUUUGAAGAUAAGUCAGCAGAGGCUGUGUGUACAUUUGCGUAUCAUCCAGGAGGUGAAAAUGACAAAGUGAUUUUAUUUCAAGGUAAAACUGCUGGUACCAUAGUGAGUCCAAAAGGACCAAGAGAUUUUGGUUGGGAUCCAUGCUUUCAACCAGAUGGGUAUGACAUUACUUAUGCAGAAAUGCUGAAGACAGAAAAAAACAAGAUUUCACAUAGGUUUAAAGGUCUUGAUAUGUUAAGAGAUUAUUUUAUUAAAGAAAGUGUUGAAGUAAUGUAGUAUUGGAUUAGGUAAGAACACUUUAAUGAUUGUAUUAUAUAAGUAAUAGUUAAUUAAAAACUUCAAUGAAAA